AGAAAUGGCAGACAUGGAUCAUCUCCAACUACCGGUCAGUCGGCCACUUGAACUGAACCUCAACGAGCUGGAGUUUACGCCACCUGUCUCAAAACCAAUUUAUCUGGAGCAUUCGCCCGGUCUCAGCCAAAAAAUCAAAGUUCCUAAGAAGAGAUACUCCUAUGCUGACCCACUGGAACGAAUGGACACUCCAAAAUUCGACAAGACAGAAACUAGCCAGGCAAAAAAGGGCCCGUCAUCAGCUGCUACCGUCUUGACAAUGGCUGGACUUUUCGUCGUUGCUAUCUUGCUCAUGAUGAGCGGAAUCAUUGUCCUCAUAGCACACACCGAGACUCCAUUCAUCAUCACUGGCUGCCUAUUUUUGGGAGUUGGCUUCGCUAUGCUGCUCGUCUGCGGUGUGCUUCAACGUAAAAAUGUGAUCAAGUACGUACUAGAUCUGGACCGGGAUCUCUACUUCCUCAACAUCAACAAAAGCUACAUGUGGAAAGUGAUGUUCGAGAACAGAUCGGCUUUGCCACUAUCGGAGUGAACAAAAUUGUUGCGAGUUUUACACGUACAGAGAAGGGAAAAUGUGUUGGUUUUUUCCUAAAAAGGGGGCUUAUUUGUACUUUAGGUAUUAAUGUCAUCGGGUUUACUUAUUAACCAACAGAACAUUUACAGUGCACCUUUACAUCAUAUCUCGGACAUUUUACCUCAGUAAGCAUUUCCAUUUGCAUUUCUGCAUAAUAAAGA
Messenger RNA from Cylicocyclus nassatus, 732 nucleotides. Lineage: Eukaryota; Metazoa; Nematoda; Chromadorea; Rhabditida; Strongylidae. The record is from the annotation of a GenBank genome assembly.